This is a messenger RNA of Bufo gargarizans (Asiatic toad), 4121 nucleotides long. RefSeq names its product Fas ligand (gene FASLG). Gene Ontology annotation, molecular function: tumor necrosis factor receptor binding. Gene Ontology annotation, cellular component: membrane. Bases 63 to 818 code for a protein of 251 amino acids. The record is from RefSeq and is a predicted model, not a curated record. Gene Ontology annotation, biological process: immune response; positive regulation of canonical NF-kappaB signal transduction; extrinsic apoptotic signaling pathway via death domain receptors. The transcript has 4 exons. Lineage: Eukaryota; Metazoa; Chordata; Amphibia; Anura; Bufonidae.
UGAAGAUUAAAUCAGCUGAACGUCUAUAACAGGAAAAGGACAGGCAUAAUCUAAGGCCCAACAUGCAGCAGCAGGACAUGCGAUAUGCACAGCAACCAGUGUUGUGGAUGAACCAGCAUGAAAGACCGAUAAUUCUGACCCCUUCACUAAUGCAACCGCCUCCGCCACCGCUUACUUUUCCAGAUUUCAGGAAAAAGAGACGCAAAGAUGGAACCUGUACCUUCCUUGUGAUUAUUUUUCUUCUGGUCCUUUUAGCUCUGGCAGGAGUUGGACUGGGAACCUAUAAAAUCAUACAACUACAGAAGGAGCUGGAAGGAAUCCGAGAGUUUUCCAGUGAUGUAGAGCAGUCUCCUUCAUCUGAGAAGUUAAUAGGGCUGGAACAACACCCAGAGAAAAAAGAAGGCAGAUUAGCUGCACACGUCACAGGAAAAGAGAGUAAAAAUUUGCCACUCACUUGGGAAGAUCAAAUUGGGAAUGCAUUUACUGCAGGCAUUCAGUACAAAAACAAAGGCCUAAUCGUGAAUAAAACAGGCCUCCACUUCCUGUAUUCCUCCAUCUACUUCCGGGGGAAGGAAUGUCCCAAGCAAGAGUUGACACAUAUUGUGUACAAGAAGUCCUUACGGUAUCCAGCAGAAAUCAAACUCAUGGAAAAUAAAGAGGAUCACAACUGUAUCCCGCGCAUUGUGUGGGGAAGACACAGUUACCUGGGAGCCGUGUUCAACCUCAGCAGUACCGAUGUCUUGUAUGUCAACGUCUCCAAUGUCAACUUAGUUGGCUUUGAUGAAACAAAAACAUUCUUUGGCCUCUACAGAUUAUGAUAAGAACUUAACAGUUCCCAAAUACAUUAGCUUAGAGGAUUUUAUUUUGAAGAUAGCCUUCAUCUGAUGCAUUCCCCGUGUAAGGGAAAACUAAGGUUCUAAUCUUCUGGUAUCAUAAGUGAUAUAUGGAAGAUGUGAAAUGAGAAUAUUUUUGAGGUUGUUACAUCCUAGAUAUUUCUAUACAGAUUCCAUGUUUUAAUGGAUAUGAGUUCUAUUUCUCUUUUCUGGAGUCAAGAAAUGUCUACGUUAUUGGACUGGUUCAUUUUCUUCUCGGUCAAUAUAUUGGGCAUUCUCUCAAAGGACUGUCUAACAUGUAUAGGCACCAUUUUAAAAGGAGCAUAGACAUUGAAAUUUUAGGAUAAAGACUAAAUUCAUGGAUGCAUUUAUAAAGAUUAUCUAGGUAGACUGCCAUAUGAUGCAGGGGUUUGGAGGAGUAUGAUUGAAUCAGAAGCAAAGAUUGGAGACAGUUUAAUAGUUAGUAACAAUUCUUGCUGUACACUUCUAGAAGGCUAAGGUUUUUGAGUUGACGUCAUACUCUACCGCUAUAAUUACCACUUAAUGGAUGUAAAGAUUCAGACAUUAAUCUAAUGCAAAAUGAAUUUACAAAUUCAUCACUGUGUCAACAAUUCCAGAAAUGAAAAACCUUGAAUAGUCUAAAUGCUGCAGUAAAAUAACUUGGAAAGUCAUUAAUAAUAAGAAAGAAAAAUAUAAAUUCUAAAUUUGUUCAGUCUCACUAACUAGUAAUUGCAAUGUAUACUGUAUAUAGACAGACAUAUACUGUAUAACUUUAAAGGGUGUCUGUUAGUAGUUUUAACCAUAGAUAACUUCUGCACAACUGGGAAGAGUCCUGCAAAUAUACCUUUUGUGCAGCUUUUCUCAUCAGGAGCAAUGUGAAUAUGAAGUUUUAUUCUGCCAAAUGAUGCUCUCUGCCAAAAAGUUCUCUCUGCAUUCAGCUGCUUCACAGCCCUUCCCCUUCUGCUCUGAGUGACAGCUGUAGUGGUUUCCUGGUUGGAUGCUACAGCUGUCAUUCAGAGCAGACAGCAGACUGGGGGGUGGUGGUGAAGCAGCUCAAUGCAGCUGGGAAAGCAGAAUUUGGUAGAAUAAAACUUCAUAUUCUCACUACUCCUGAUUAGAAAAGCUUCACAAAAGGUAUGCUUGAACUGCUCUCCCCAGCCACUACCUAGAGCCAUCAGCAGUUUUGCAUGGUUAAAAGUGCUGACAGAUCUCCUUUAUGCCAAAGGCUGACCAUAUACAAUAGAAAGUUAAACCUCCUAUACACAUGCAUCAUUUCCUUGGCUGAGCAUGCAUGUGUUCUCAGUAAGAAGGAGUGAAGUAAGCUGUUACCAGACUUCCCUUGUGACAGCUUAUAUCUGGAGAACAAAAGGAUUUAGCAUCUUGAAAGUCUACAGUCUGAUCCCUCUCUUCCCUGAUUCAGCUUUGCUAUAUACUGUAUUUGUAUUAGCUUUAUAGAUCAGCUAUGUCUACUUGGAUCUUUAAAGAGAGGCUUUCUCAAGGCCAACCCAUUCCAGAUUAAAGGGUCACUGAGUUUUGGUAACAUUUUUGAUAUGUCAUAGAGAUAUGUCAAAAGUUUUUUAUUGGUGGGGGUCCAAGUGCUGAGUCCCCAAUUGAUGACUAGAACAAGGAGAAAGAAUUGUGUGCAUAUUGUGCUUUCUCUCCUCGCAAUAGAAGAUGAGCUUAAUAAAGUCUAUGGGCCUGUCUCGAUUCCGUUCUCUGCAAAAAGAAGAAUAGAUAGCGUGAUAUGCAAGCGCUUCUCUUAUCUCAUUCUAGGGAUCAGUGGGCGUCUCAGCACUCAGACCCCCCAAUGAUAGAAAACUUUUCAUAUGUCUCUAUGACAUAUCAAAAGUUUUACCAAAACUUAGUGACCCUAAAAAGCCAGCCUGGCAAUUAGCUAAUCCCAUUACAGAAACAGAGGGGCUUUGCCCAGACUUUAUAGUAUCACAUUAAAAUGAAUGGCUUUUCAUGUAAUUACACUACCCUUAUGGGUCCACUAGAGUGAGAGUGGCUGUCUGUGGGGUACCGACCUUUAUAACAUACAUAUGCUCUAAUAGGGGCAUGAUACAACCCUCCUUAAAGAACUGCUCAGCUCUAGAGCCCCAUCAUCCUCCACUGAAGAGUGUAGUAAGCAUCAAUAAACAUAACAUUGCGCAAAAUAAUUCUGAAACACCUAUUGUAGCAGAAUGAUCUUAAACCACUAGAUUAGGCCAUACAUUUAAAGGGACAUUUCCAUCAAAAAGGGGUAUUUAAAAAAAAAAUCAGCAUUCAUAGAAAAAAAAAGUUUGCCUGCUUUUCUUUUUCAUUUCAGUUGCACUAUACCCUUGAAAAUUGUAAUGCUAAUAAUUUUCCUUCUGUAGCACAAAUAAUGAGAACUCUUAUACAGAUGGGUAAUCAGUUAUCAGUUUGCUGUUGCUGUGAGGUGAAGAUAGUAUUUGCAAGGUAAUCAUCAUGAUAACAGUAGGUGUAGAAUUUGGAUAACAGUAUGACAGCUGUACAUUGUUCCCUCAAGUUUCACUAUUAAUUUGUUCUGGGAAAACCAUUGUACAGUAAGUUGAAACCAUUGUGACUCUAUGGAAAAACAGUAAUUGGUUCCAAAGCCUUAAAAUGUCAUCCUAAGGUAACAGAAAAAGAAGAUUGAAAAAAAAAAAAAAGCAGAUAAUACAUAAAGUAAGUCCUUACAUAUAGCAGUCAGAAAUAGAUACUGGAAGCUGUAAAUCACAUUCUAUGAUGAGGACAGGAGCUUCUUCGGGGUCCUGUGUAGCACACUGUAUACCAGAAAAAUAAAAUUGAGCCACCCUCUUCUGGUGUCUGAAGGAGCAGCUCCUCGUGGCACAUUGGGUAGUACAGAUCAUGUAAUACAUUUGAUAGACCAUAGGUGUUCUACCAGAGAAAUGAUCAUGGUGAUUGGUUGGAUCUGACAUUAUUCACAUACAGGUUGUUAAUACAUGAUAAAAAUAAUACUUUGGAGGAAGUGUCCCUUUAAGUAGCAUACAAGUAAAUGUUAUCUCCUUAGUUUAUUUACUUUCACCUUUAAAAAAAUGCAUGGAUAAAAUUAUAAGCUAAGAUUGCCACUCUUGGCAAAGUUUUUUUAUUUAGUUUUUAAAGUCUUGAGAUGUGCAGUUACUUCAUUACUGUCAUUUUAACUGGUUCAAGGUAGAGCACUGUGUAUGUCUUACCAUUGAAGUGAAUGUAUGUGAGGACUAGAGAUGAAAUGUUGUAUUGCUGUAUGUAAAUAGAUUAUUUAUUUUUGCACUGUUUUCAACGUUGUUUGUAAUUCUUUUACUUGCU